Messenger RNA from Panthera uncia (snow leopard), 4199 nucleotides. It is a transcript of the gene GRB10, whose product is annotated as growth factor receptor bound protein 10. The record is from RefSeq and is a predicted model, not a curated record. The transcript is spliced from 17 exons. Lineage: Eukaryota; Metazoa; Chordata; Mammalia; Carnivora; Felidae. Gene Ontology annotation, biological process: insulin receptor signaling pathway; negative regulation of insulin receptor signaling pathway; negative regulation of Wnt signaling pathway. The coding region runs from base 1986 to 3554 and encodes 522 amino acids. Gene Ontology annotation, molecular function: insulin receptor binding.
CUUUGCGAGGAUGACAGCAGGUGCCCUUAGUAAAACGCCUUUGCGUGUGCAGGUGGCGUUCAGUGUGAUGCCCCCACGUACUUUUGUGACCUGCGUGCCCCUCUCGAUCCUAAGGCCAUCGUCCUGUCCGAGCAUCAGUAGGCUUCACAGCCUGUAGGUGGCUGGCGUGUUCCGCGUCUGACAACGGGCGCGCUGCCGGCCGAGUCACAUUCGUGAAAAUCUAGCAUUCGUUCAGCGUUUACUGUGUGUUGGGUCCUACAGCUUGACAUGCGUCAGCUCGUUUCCUCCUCGUAAAAGCCCUUGGGGGGAGAUGGUAUUUCCAUGUCGAUUUUGGAGCUGGGGACUCGGGCUCAGUGAAUUCAGUGACUCUCCCGACUCGCCCGGGUGUCACCUGCAGAGGCACCAGGGCUCUCUGGCUCUCGUGCGUGAUCUCCAGCCAGUGUGCCCGGUGGGACCGCCUGCGGUGGUUUUCUAGUAAAUUCUAGGUCCCUGACUUCUUCCAUCGCGGGUCAGCAGCAGGGCACGUUUUAUUUCCACUGUCGAGUGAUCAGGAAAGGUUAGUCUAGGCAUCUCCUCUCCUUGCAGGGGCACCCACACCGCGGGCAGGGGACCGGCUCGGACACACAGAGGCGGCAGCGGUGAUGAACGCUCCGUGCUCUUCUCCCUGCUGAGUCGUUGGGGGCGUGUGUGUCACUCGGCACGUGACGAUUCAGCAGCAUAUGUUACUGUCCUCCGGGAGGUGGGCUCUCUCCCCACCGGCCUCCAGAGGAGCCCGGCUCAGGGAGCACCCUGGUGACUGGAAACUCCCCUCCAGCUUCUCCCUUGGUGCUGACACUCCUCUUCAAGCCUAGAACAGCCCUCCUGCCCGUCCCUCAGUAGAUGAGUUGCAUAAAGUGGCGAAAAAGGAAGUGGCCAGGGGUCAGACCGCGGGUCUGCCCGCUUCUGCCCCUUCCCGCUGAACGCGCAUGCACCUUGUGGAGAACAUCAGUCCGUGCUCCCUGCCGGCACCAGGGGGCGGGUACCCGGGCUGAGACGGAAGGGGGUCUCUGUGGGGUGGGGUGAGGGUUGCAGCCUGCGAGGACCCCGGGAACGACGAUGUUGGCUCGGAUCUGGGCUCCCGGCACGAAUGCUAGGUACACUUGGCCUUGCGAGAGGGCAGAGGUCUGUGCGUUCCGUUCCCAGCCUGCCUUGGGGGCACUUGGCUUCUACUGCCGAGGGAAGACGGUGACCCGGGACACGGGGCGGCCUCCCCGUGUCCUCCGGUCUCCGCCGGCAGGAUCUGCCCCUGCAGUCGGUUGACAUGCCGACUAGAAAAAGCCUGGUCCUUGUGGACCUCUUCCUUUCUCUGCUCCUUGUAGAAUCUUUUAAGUUAAAUCUCCCUGAAAAGAGAAAUAUUCCAUGUGUCUGUUUCAAGGAGACUGGAGUCUUGGGUGCAGAGCAGAAGAUUUGUGUUUGGCCAAGUUCAAGGUGUUCAGUGUCGGCCUCUUUGACUUUUCAGCUUUGGAGCCGGGCAUGAGGCUGAACCGGAGCAGGGAGCUGUGGGGACCGGGAGCCCCGCGACCGUGACCGGCACCUGGUUCUCACCUGGGUCCUCGUGGUCGAGCCGAGGUGGCUGCCAAACCAGCGGAGCCGGAGCGAGCCCCUGACAGGACCAGGUGGAGCAGACACCCCCCGUCAGCCCACGAGACCUGGCAGGACCUGGCUUCUCAGCGCAGCCUGACCGGCUCACCAAUCACCAGGUUCCAGCAGCGAAACCGCAUUCCUGCUGUUUCAGAAGCAUCCGAUGCUCUCCCGUCUGUCCGUGUGUCCAUCCUGCUCAGGGCCCAGUGUGAUCCAUCUAAAGCCUGCUGUGUAUAAUCACCCCGUCCAGGCCUUCCCCAGACCCCUCUCCCUGGCACCAUUGCCUGCAAGAGGAUGACGUAGACCUGGAAGCCCUGGUGAACGAUGUGAGCGCGUCCCUGGAGAGUCUGUACCCGGCCUGUAGCAUGCAGUCAGAGACGGUGCCCCUGCUCCAGAAUGGCCAGCACGCCCGCAGCCAGCCGCCACCCUCAGGAACAAGGUCCCUCCAGCCGCAGGCGUCCCCGCGACUGCAGGUGCAGCGCUCAAAGCCUGUGCACAUCCUCGCUGUCAGACGCCUGCAGGAAGAGGGUGAACAGUUCAGAACCUCGUCUCUGCCGGCCAUCCCUAACCCUUUCCCAGAGCUCUGCGGCCCCGGAAGCCCCCCGCUGCUGACGAGGGGCUCCUUACCUCCCAGCCAGGCGGCUGCAAAACAGGAUGUUAAAAUCUUUAGCGAAGAUGGGACAAGCAAAGUGGUGGAGAUUCUGGCAGACAUGACGGCCAGAGACCUGUGCCAGCUGCUGGUUUACAGAAGUCACUGUGUGGACGACAACAGCUGGACACUAGUGGAGCACCACCCGCAUCUGGGACUAGAGAGAUACCUGGAAGACCACGAGCUGGUGGUCCAGGUGGAGAGCACCCUGGCAAGUGACAGCAAAUUUUUAUUUAGGAAGAAUUACGCAAAAUACGAGUUUUUCAAAAAUCCUACGAAUUUCUUCCCAGAACAGAUGGUUACUUGGUGCCAGCAGCCCAACGGUGGUCACAACCAGCUGUUGCAGAACUUUCUCAACUGCAGUAGCUGUCCUGAAAUUCAGGGGUUUUUGCACGUGAAGGAUCUGGGGAAGAAGUCGUGGCGAAAGUUGUACGUGUGUUUGCGGAGAUCGGGCCUCUACUGCUCCACUAAAGGAGUGUCAAAGGAGCCCAGACACCUGCAGCUGCUGGCGGGCUUGGAGGACAGCAGCAUAUUCUCCCUGAUCGCCGGCAGGAAGCAGUACUGCGCCCCCACGGACUAUGGCUUCUGCAUAAAGCCCAACAAAGUCAGGAGCGAGACGAAGGAGCUGCGGCUGCUGUGUGCCGAGGACGAACAGGGCAGAACUUGCUGGAUGACGGCGUGCAGGCUCCUCAAGUACGGGAUGCUCCUGUACCAGAACUACAGGAUCCCGCCACAGAGGAAGCCCCUGCUCCCCUCCUUCUCAACGCCAGUGCGCAGCGUCUCUGAGAACUCCCUCGUGGCCAUGGAUUUUUCCGGGCAAACAGGAAGAGUGAUCGAGAACCCGGCCGAAGCCCAGAGUGCAGCCCUGGAGGAAGGCCACGCCUGGAGGAAACGGAGUACACGGAUGAAUAUCCUCAGCAGCCAAAGCCCCCUCCAGCCGUCCACCCUGAGUACGGUGAUUCAUCGGACACAGCACUGGUUUCAUGGCCACAUCUCCAGGGAGGAGUCACACAGGAUCAUUAAGCAGCAGGGGCUGGUGGACGGGCUUUUUCUCCUCCGAGACAGCCAGAGCAAUCCAAAGGCUUUUGUGCUCACGCUGUGUCAUCAUCAGAAAAUUAAAAAUUUCCAGAUCCUUCCUUGCGAGGAUGAUGGGCAGAUCUACUUCAGCCUUGACGACGGGAACACCAAGUUCUCCGACCUGAUCCAGCUCGUGGACUUCUACCAGCUCAACAAAGGAGUCCUGCCUUGCAAACUGAGGCACCACUGCAUCCGCGUGGCCUUAUGACCUCACACUGACUCUCGGCAGAGCCUGGAGGAAGCUGACACUGGAACGAGGGAAGGGGAUGUAUGUCGCGAAGAGCACACGUCUGUUGUUCUGCACCCUGGGGAGGGCGGGGGGUGGGGGGGUGGGUCCGUCGGGGCCGGCCACCCGGGAUGGACCGGUCGCUGGACUGGACGGUGAUUUGCUGCUGCGGAGCCGGCAGGAGCGUCUCCCUCCGCACCGGCGAGAUCAGGGAGGCGCCGGAGAGCAGGUGCAGGUGGGAGAGAAAACCGGAGCGAUGGUCUCGGCUGGGCCACGUCGGAACCAGAACCGGAGACGAGUAAUUGGAAGUGAACUCUUGCCCUGGAAUAAUCUUGACAAUUAAAACUGAUAUGUUUACUUUUUUUUGUAUCGAUCACUUUUUGCACUCCUUCUUUGUUUUCAAUAUUGUACUCGGCCUCUGUCAGAGGGGGUGUGGCGUCCAGUGCGCAGGCUCCAGAGACUGGCUGCGGGGGGGCCCCCCCACCCCCGGUUGUUGCCGGAGGGUGGUGCCGGCCCUGUGCAGUUGCCGGAGGCCGAUUCGGCUCCCAGGUCACAAACCACCCCCAGCCCCUCCCAGAAUACUUGAAGAGCUUUUUUAAAAAUAAAUAAAAGAUGUCACCUGUGGUA